AUGAAUCAAGGUGGUAAUGUUUCUCAACGUCCUAAAUCCAAAGACCCUGGGUGGAAGUACAACAAGUGGGAAUUUCCUAAUGACAAAAAUUAUGUUCGUUGCAAUUUUUGCGGGUUUAUUAGCAAAGCGGGAAUUUGUAGGGCUAAACAACAUCAGAUAGGAGGUAACGGAAAUGUUAAGAAGUGUGUAAAGGUCCCAGAUGAUGUUAAAACUGAGCUUAUUGAAGACGUUGAACGACAAAAAGCAAAGAAAAAUAAUGAUGACUACCAAGAUUUGGCCAUUGAUCUCGAAGAUGGUGGAUAUGGAGAUGAUGAACCUGAUAAGGACGAGGCUGUUGAGAACCAGAAUACUCAGAACAAAAGAGCCCGAGUGGAGAAACCAACUAGUAGCAGGUCUAAUGUGAAAGGACCGUUAGAUUUUUUGGUGACCAAAGGUAACAAUGACACAAAGUAUGUGCCACUAAAAGUUCCUUAA
Erigeron canadensis is the source of this 474-nucleotide messenger RNA. RefSeq lists its product as uncharacterized. The record is from RefSeq and is a predicted model, not a curated record. The transcript has a single exon. Bases 1 to 474 code for a protein of 157 amino acids. NCBI's taxonomy places the organism in Eukaryota, Viridiplantae, Streptophyta, Magnoliopsida, Asterales, Asteraceae.